AGUGCAUUUUAGUAAAUGUAUUCCCGUGUCGGGAGCCGGUGAUUAAAUAAAGGUCAUGACAUUGUUGUCUUCAGAACCAAGAGAGAAACGGCCUGUUGGCGGAACUAAUGUUUCGCAGCGUAUGUUCCGACCGAGACUUUAUAUGAGUGGGACCUUUUGAGGAUGUUACUAUUCACGUAAACUGUUCGAUUUACGCCCUUUCUGAGAGCUGUAAACGUCCAUGCUUUCAAGCAGUGAACACAACGACGACGGAACUUGAUAAAUCGACCGCGGUGGACGUUUCCUCAGUGGAGCCGGUUGUCCGUCACAAGCUAGGUAACGUUAGGUGAUUUGACUCGUGAUAUCCAACAGACAGUCCUCAACGAGAGCAUAAACACAUCUAUUAGCUAACGUUAGCUAUUACUAACUAUCUUUGAUCAAACUGAAUAGACACAAUCAGUGUUGUCAUCACCGUUAUUACAUACUUAAUUUGACUGCGGACCUUAAUGGCGAACAUGGCGGCGCGGAGGAUCACACAGGAAACCUUUGAUGCUGCUGUCAAGGAAAACAUGGAGGAGUUUGAGAUGGAUUCUGCCGAGGCGUUGAGGGAGGCUGUGGAGCAGUAUGAGUCUCAAGGUGUGAACCUCCGUUAUAUCGUAAAAGCUGUACCAGUGGUCUCAUUUGAUGACAAACAAGAGGAGCCAACACACGAGGUCUUAAAGGCGUUGGAGUCCCUCCGCACUGGAAAAGAUUCUACCGGUUUAAAGGAUGUGACGGAGGACCUAAAACGCUUCACUGUGCAAUGCUCACUUGGAUUUGCCCAGAGGUACCUGGCUGCCCAAAAAGACGCCUACCCCGUCAUCCUCUCUUACUGCAAAAAGAGUGUGGAGGAGCAGGAAGCUGUGUUGACUGCACUGACUGCUCUGGCUGUAUUGACAGAUGGACAGCCAGACUUGAUGGAUGCAGAGGGCCAAAAGUUCCUUUUGGAUGUCCUUAAGAAGCAUAAGGCAGAUUCCUCUGUUAUGCGUGCAGCCAUCACCACUGUGCGUCACUGCUGUUUGAAACAUGAACAGAACAGGCAGAGUUUGGUAAAAGGGGGCGUCCUGCCUCUUCUGACCGGUGCCAUUACACAACACAGUGGAUGUGCUGAGCUCAUCAAGGUAGCCUCUGCAGCGCUCAGGGUUAUGACCUUUGAUGAUGAUGUCCGCGUUACGUUUGGGAAUUCUCAUGAACACGCCAAGAUUAUUGUUCUUGAGCACAAUGGACUGAAGGUUUUAGUUGACGCUGCGAAAGCUCACUUUGAUAAUACUUCUGUUCUGAGUGAGCUGUGUGCCACUCUCUCCCGCCUGGCUGUAAGGAAUGAGUUCUGUCAAGAGAUCUGUGAUCUUGGAGGAUUGAAGCUCAUCAUGACGCUGCUGGCGGACAGCUAUGAGAAACCGGAGUUGGUUCGGCAGGUCCUUAGUGCAAUACAAGCUGUCGCAGGAAAUGACGAUGUGAAAGAUGCAGUUGUUGAUUCUGGAGGAGUCCAGCUCAUUGUCAUUGCCAUGAACAGACACAUGAACAACUCUUCUGUGUGUGAGCACGGCUGUGCAUGCCUCUCUGUCCUUGCUUUGCGAAAACCCGCCAACUGCAAAGUCAUCAUGGAAAAUGGAGGUGCCUUGGCGGCUGUGCAGGCUAUGAAGACACACAAAGAUGCAGUAAAUGUGCAGAAACAGGCGUGUAUGGUCAUGAGAAACCUGGUUGGACGUAUGAGUGACUUAAGCAAACCGAUCUUGGAGAUGGGAGCAGAGGCCCUGAUAACAGAGGCACUAAAGACCCAUCAAGACUGUGGUGAUGUGGGUAAAGCAGCCCUCAGAGAUCUGGGAUGCCAGGUGGAGCUCAAAGAGCUGUGGACUGGCAAACAUGGCAGCCUCACCAACUGAAAGUAGAGGACAGCAAUCACUCCUUCCUAUGAGUUUGCCUGAAAUGCAAAGCAAGAUAAAAUGCUAUGUUGGUGUACCUAACCAAUAGUUUAAGCAGAUGCAUCUACCCAGAUAUACAUUUUUGUUUGGAAAAAGCUAGUCCCACAUUGUGCUCUUUUGAGGUUGAAUAGGUUUUCCUUUUUGUUUUUGACAAGUACAAAAGGUAAUUGUAGUCCUGUUGAUAGUGUUUUGUUUGCUAUUAUAAUUUUGUACGCAAAUGUUAUAUUGCCCAAUUGUAUAUAUGUAUCACAGUUAUGUUUGAAUUUGUAUGUUUUGUGCAAUGGGUAAAUAUAAAUAAGUGUUUUUGCUUCUAUGCAAAUAAUUUAACUGCACUUUUUGGUGCAAAUUCCUUUCCGAUGUUGGCGUAGCCACAUUUUAACAUGUAUUUAAUGCCUUUAUACAUUAUAGAUCAAAAUAUUUCCAUUUGAUGUUUGUUACUUUGUAUAUGCUUUAUUUAAAACACUAGAAUAUCUGAUACUUAGACCUACCACAGACACCAUUAUAGUGUAUAUUUGGCAUAAUUAGGAUAAAGACUGGUGCAUCACCUA
Molecule: messenger RNA, 2488 nt
Organism: Cyclopterus lumpus (lumpfish)
Lineage: Eukaryota; Metazoa; Chordata; Actinopteri; Perciformes; Cyclopteridae
Gene: armc6
Product: armadillo repeat containing 6
Exons: 7
Coding region: 486-1901 (471 amino acids)
Biological process (GO): hematopoietic progenitor cell differentiation
Molecular function (GO): protein binding
Source: RefSeq, a predicted model, not a curated record